CGCUCUCCCCCAACCAAAGCUCGCCCGCCAUGGCCAUGGCCUCCACCUCCUCCUGCUCCUCGCGGCCGCCGCUCCUCCACCCGGCCUCCAGAACCCCGAACCCCUCCCGCCUCCCGCCGCUCGUCUCCAGGGCCUCCUCCUCUCCCCGCCCGCUCCUCCUCUCCUUCGCUCCGCCCGCGCGCGGGCGGUUCCGCGCCGCCGCUGUGCAGCAAUCCGACUUCGAAGACGGGGAGGAGGAAUGGGAUGGGGAGGUGGAAGAGGAGUAUUACAGAGAGGAGGAGGAGGUGGAGGAAGGGGAGGAGAUGGACGUGGAGGCGAUGGAGGAGGAGGCGCGGGCCGCCGCCGCCGACCUCGCCGCGCGCCUCGACCGCGAGCUCCGCGUCGAUGGUGAUGUUCGGGAGAAAAGAAGAACCAUGAGGGAUAAGACAUCGACAUCUAAACAUAUCCCAGACAAUAAUCUUCCGAAGGUGGCAAUUAUUGGCAGGCCAAAUGUUGGUAAAUCUGCACUGUUCAAUCGUCUUGUCGGGAGCAACAGGGCUAUCGUUGUCGAUGAACCUGGUGUGACCAGAGAUCGUUUGUAUGGACGAUCUUACUGGGGUGAUCAAGAGUUUAUGGUUAUUGAUACUGGGGGUGUGAUUACUCUUUCAAAGUCUCAAGCAGGUGUAAUGGAAGAGCUUGCCAUCACAACUACUGUUGGUAUGGAUGGGAUUCCUCUGGCCUCUAGAGAAGCUGCUAUUGCCAGGAUGCCAUCAAUGAUUGAAAAACAAGCUGUUGCUGCUGUUGAAGAAGCAACUGUACUUCUAUUCCUUGUGGAUGGUCAGGCUGGUCUUGUGGCAGCUGACAUAGAAAUUGCUGAUUGGUUACGUCGGAACUUCUCACACAAGUGCAUCAUACUUGCUGUAAACAAGUGUGAAUCCCCAAAGAAAGGGCAAAUGCAAGCAUUAGAAUUUUGGUCACUAGGGUUUACACCUGUAUCAAUAUCUGCUAUUACUGGCACUGGAACUGGAGAGCUCCUUGACAUGGUCUGUUCAGAACUGAAAAAUUUCGAGGUGUUACAGGGACUAGAAGGGUUGGAUGAUGUUGAAGAAGACGAAAACCGUGUUCCUGCAAUUUCCAUCGUUGGAAGACCAAAUGUUGGGAAAAGUAGUAUUCUAAAUGCUUUGGUUGGAGAAGAUAGAACUAUUGUAAGCCCAGUUAGUGGGACCACCCGUGAUGCCAUUGACACUGAGUUCACCACAGAGGAUGGGCAGAAAUUCAAACUCAUUGAUACCGCAGGCAUCCGGCGAAGAGCAGCAGUUGCUUCUGCUGGCAGCACAACUGAAACGCUUUCAGUAAAACGUGCAUUUAGUGCCAUUCGUCGGUCUGAUGUGGUUGCCCUUGUUGUUGAAGCGAUGGCCUGCGUUACAGAGCAGGAUUAUAAAAUCGCAGAAAGGAUCGAGAAAGAGGGAAAGGCGUGUGUCAUUGUUGUGAACAAAUGGGAUACAAUUCCAAACAAGAACAAUGAGAGCACUACGCAUUAUGAACUAGAUGUAAGAGAGAAGCUCCGAGUACUUGACUGGGCACCUAUUGUUUAUUGCUCGGCAAUCAAUGGGAACAGCGUUGAAAAGAUUAUUUCGGCCGCUUCUUUGGUCGAAAAGGAAAGGUCCAGAAGACUUGGCACCUCUAUUCUUAAUCAAGUGGUAAGAGAAGCCGUAGCAUUCAAAGCACCGCCGCGGACAAGAGGCGGCAAAAGAGGCCGUGUCUACUACACAACACAGGCCGCUGUCCGGCCGCCGACGUUCGUGCUCUUCGUGAACGACGCGAAGCUCUUCCCGGAGCCGUACCGGCGGUACAUGCACAAGCAGCUCCGGUCUGACGCCGGGUUCCCGGGCACGCCCAUCCGGCUGCUGUGGCGCAGCAGGAAGCGGGCGGACAAGCAGCGGCGGAAGUCCAACAACACGGAGGCUCGUGGCUCGCUCGUAGGAGCCAGUUCGUAGCACGUGAAAAGGAAUGCCAGAAAAGGAAUGCAUGCCUCUAUGUCGCGAAAGAAAAAGAGAAGAAAUGUACUAGCGAGUUAUUAGGACCGUCACAAGGCUAUAGAGCUUUGAAGCUUUGAACUUUGGUUUCAACCAGAUUUUCCGGUCUAGAGAUCAUAUUCAUAUCUCAUAGUAAUAUAAGUCAAUACUAACACCA
Messenger RNA from Brachypodium distachyon (stiff brome), 2172 nucleotides. RefSeq names its product GTPase Der. Lineage: Eukaryota; Viridiplantae; Streptophyta; Magnoliopsida; Poales; Poaceae. The transcript is spliced from 11 exons. Gene Ontology annotation, cellular component: chloroplast. The record is from RefSeq and is a predicted model, not a curated record. Gene Ontology annotation, molecular function: GTP binding. The coding region runs from base 30 to 1976 and encodes 648 amino acids.